Molecule: messenger RNA, 855 nt
Organism: Ambispora leptoticha
Lineage: Eukaryota; Fungi; Glomeromycota; Glomeromycetes; Archaeosporales; Ambisporaceae
Source: the annotation of a GenBank genome assembly
UCGCAAAAUAACAUGCAAUCAACUGACCAAACGAUAAGCACAACAGCGUCCACUUUCGUAGUCGCUGGCACCAACUCCUUUCAACGCUUCGAUCACCAGAUAGGUGGCCACGAAAAAAUAUUAUCAAUGGGUGAUGGCUCGGUAAUAGCGAAACCGUGCAACACGAUAGAGCGCGAUUUCUAUGAGAAUAGCGUGUUGCAUCCGGAAUUUGCGCAGUGGAUGCCGCGGUACCUUGGAAGUUUGCAGUUGAAGGGCGUUCAAUCGCAUUUGGACACUAUUGCUACGAAUGUCAUUGAUUCGGCAAAAACUUAUGUUGAAGGAGGAGGGAACGAUACCGUUAUCAGGGAGCAGAAUGCGAUGGAUAUAAAGCACGCCAUAUGUAUUGAGAAUGUCAUAUGGAAAUUUAAAAAACCGUGUAUAAUGGAUCUUAAAUUGGGUUUUGUAUUGUAUGGACCAGAAGCUGACGAAGCAAAACGCCAGAGAAUGAUCAAAAAAGCUGAAUCGAGCACGUCAGGUACGGUAGGUUUACGAAUUGCGGCGAUGAAGCUUUACGAAAAAUCAAAAAAUGAUUUCACUAUAAUCCCCAGGACGUAUGGCUACGCCCUAACAAAAGACACAAUGCUCUCCGGAUUUACAAAAUAUUUUGAUGCGUUACAGGAUUCACCACCACAUAACCAUAAAAGGGUAAUAAUAAAACGCUUCCUCGACGACUUACAAGAGUUUCGUAAAGUUCUUGAGAAACAAGAAUUACGGUUACAUAGUGCGUCAUUGCUAUUCGUGUAUGAAGGUGAUGAGAAAGCAUUGACGGAUGCGCUUGAAUUAGAAAAACAAGAUUUUGAUGGGAAAAAAUCAAAU